Linderina pennispora is the source of this 831-nucleotide messenger RNA. RefSeq lists its product as uncharacterized. Lineage: Eukaryota; Fungi; Kickxellomycota; Kickxellomycetes; Kickxellales; Kickxellaceae. The record is from RefSeq and is a predicted model, not a curated record. The coding region runs from base 75 to 701 and encodes 208 amino acids. The transcript has a single exon.
CGUCAGAGAGCGUCCUCUGCCUCCCCCUUUUUAGUCGAGCUGAUUUUCGCCCAAAAGUCCAGCGUGGAGAGCACAUGGAGACCUUUUUAGCCAGUGGCCGAUGUCCGGACUCUUGGCUUUGUGCUUUCCAUCUCCUCCCCAAGACUUUGCUGUUUUUGAUAUUUUUAUCCCAACUUCCUAAUCCUCACAAUCGUACAAUGCUGCGCGCUAUCCUCCCCUCGCCUCGCAGUCUGCUUGGGUGCAUCCCGCUCAACACAGGCGCAGCAAUCAUCGCUGCCCUGCUGACCGUCUGGCACGGGUUUGGCAUCGCCACCGGCUACCGCUCGCCGUGGGUGCUCUACAACAUCUGGAUGGCCGUGUCGUCUGUCGCUCUGUUCUACGGGCAGCACAAGAAGGACCACGGGCACGUGCGCUGGUUCGCCAUGGCGCUGUUCAUCGACAUGUUUGUGUACAUUGGGUACAUCCCGUACGAUAGGGACUUCACCAUGACGGACAUCGAGUCGUGCCAGGUCGCCAUGUCCACCAACCGGGACAUGACCAUGGAGUACUGCCUGGAGCAUGUUCACGAGAUCCGCCAGAUUGCCUACGUCAUGCGGGUUGCAGCAGUGCUGGCCAAGGGCUACAUGGCCAGCGUCGCCAAGAGCUACGAGGACUCGGUCAAGCCCAAGCAGCCUACUGCUGCCUCCAAGAAACGCUCGUAGAUAGAAAUUUUUGCAGAUUCCCACGAGUACGGUCUCCACCUUUUCUGCGUUGUCCAGCGAGAACCCUCCUGGAUUUCGCCAAAAUCCGAUGCACUUGAAACCCACCCGGCGGCCCGCUAUAAUUGGCUGU